Talaromyces marneffei is the source of this 1539-nucleotide messenger RNA. RefSeq lists its product as uncharacterized. The transcript is spliced from 4 exons. Gene Ontology annotation, molecular function: zinc ion binding; ubiquitin conjugating enzyme binding; ubiquitin protein ligase activity. NCBI's taxonomy places the organism in Eukaryota, Fungi, Ascomycota, Eurotiomycetes, Eurotiales, Trichocomaceae. The record is from RefSeq and is a predicted model, not a curated record. Bases 1 to 1539 code for a protein of 512 amino acids. Gene Ontology annotation, biological process: protein polyubiquitination; positive regulation of proteasomal ubiquitin-dependent protein catabolic process; ubiquitin-dependent protein catabolic process. Gene Ontology annotation, cellular component: cytoplasm; ubiquitin ligase complex.
AUGGAUUCAGAUGAUGACUUCAUGACUGAUAUUUCCAGUCGAGAGGAGGAUUUCCUGGAUACGCAGGAUAGUGAAGAUGAGAGUUUAGGCGAAGAUUUUGGCGACGACUUCGGUGACAGUUUCUCGUACGACAAAGACCUUGUACAGAAAACCAAGAAACCCUACGAAGUGGACUUCAAAGUCCUUAGCCCCGCCGACAUUGAACGUGAUCAAAACUCUCGGAUUGCCGAAGUCUCGUCGAUUCUCGGCUUACCUCCGGAAUCAGCUGGUAUUCUCCUACGAUUCGCACGAUGGAACAGGGAAAAGUUGAUCGAGUCCUAUAUGGACAGGCCAGAAGAGAUCCUGGAAGAGGCAGGGUUGGGCCACAGCUUUGAAGCAAACCCUAAGACGGAAGUUGUGCCUGGUUUCAUGUGCGAGAUUUGCUGCGAGGAUGGUGACGAUUUACAAACUUAUGCUAUGCGAUGUGGCCAUCGGUUUUGCGUGGAUUGUUUUAGACAUUAUCUUUCACAAAAGAUCAAGGAGGAGGGUGAGGCGGCCAGGAUUCAGUGUCCACAGGAUCAUUGUCACCGGAUUGUUGAUUCCAAGUCGCUCAACUUACUCGUGACAGAUGACCUCAAGGAUAGAUACAAAACGCUACUCACUCGGACAUAUGUCGACGAUAAAGACAACCUUAAAUGGUGUCCCGCUCCGAAUUGCGAAUUUGCCAUAGAUUGCGGCGUCAAGGCUAGAGAUUUGAACAAGAUUGUACCCACGGUGCACUGCGCAUGUAAACAUAGUUUCUGUUUUGGAUGUGGUCUGAACGAUCAUCAACCGCCACCCUGUUCGUUGGUCAAGAUGUGGUUGAAGAAGUGCGAGGACGAUUCCGAGACGGCAAACUGGAUUUCAGCAAACACAAAGGAAUGUCCCAAAUGCUUGUCGACUAUUGAGAAGAACGGCGGAUGCAAUCACAUGACGUGCCGCAAAUGUAAACAUGAGUUCUGCUGGAUGUGCAUGGGACUUUGGUCCGAACACGGAACUAGUUGGUACAACUGCAAUCGAUACACAGAGAAGUCUGGCUCCGAUGCUCGGGAUGCUCAAGCACGGUCUCGCGCAUCACUUGAACGAUACCUACAUUAUUACAAUCGAUAUGCCAAUCACGAGCAGUCAGCCAAGCUGGACAAGGACUUGUAUCUCAAGACCGAGAAGAAGAUGACCAGUCUUCAGUCUCAGUCCGGCAUGUCCUGGAUCGAAGUUCAAUUCUUGGAUACAGCUUCUCAAGCAUUGCAGCAAUGCCGUCAGACGCUCAAAUGGACCUAUGCGUUUGCCUACUACUUGGCGCGAAACAACCUCACUGAGAUCUUCGAGGAUAACCAGAAGGAUCUGGAGAUGGCAGUAGAGAGUUUGAGUGAGAUGUUUGAGAAGCCGAUCGCCGAAUUGGCGGAGCUGAAAGUAGACAUUCUUGAUAAAACGGCUUAUUGCAAUAAGCGUCGAGUCAUUUUGUUGAGCGACACAGCGGAGAAUUUGAAACAACAUGAAUGGAAAUUCAACGUUGAAUUAUGA